AUGUUUGGAGGUAAGACUGUUGUGUUUGGAGGUGAUUUUAGGCAAGUUCUGCCAGUAGUUCCUCAUAUAUCAAUGAAAGAAGCAGUUGAAACCAGUAUUGUUACAUCAUAUUUAUGGCCUAAAUUCAUAAGGUUCAGGUUGAUAGAAAAUAUUAGAGCUCGGGAAGAUUUAACAUACUCUGAGUUCUUGCUUGCCUUGGGUAAUGGUGAGCUACAGAAUUCAGAAAAAGCGUAUGUACAGAUUCUAGACCAAGUAGCUCAAUUUUGUGAAUCCGGAAACAAUUUCAUAUCUGAUCUCAUAGAAGCAACGUUCCCUGAAAUGAUGCAAGGUAACCUUGGUACUGAUAGAUUUAUUGAUCGAGCAAUCCUAACACCAUUAAACGAUGAAGUGGAUUCGAUUAAUGCAUUCAUGAUAGAAAAAUUUGAAGGCAGAGCUGUUAUAUACAAGAGUUUUGAUAUCAUGUUGAAUGAUACAUGUAAUAUAUAUCCUACGAAAUUCAUGAAUAGCUUGUGCCCAGGAGGAAUGAGCCCUCAUGAGCUUGUGCUGAAGGAGAACUGUCCGGUAAUUCUUUUAAGGAAUCUUUUACCUUCGUCUGGUUUGUGCAAUGGCACCCGUCUUACUUGUAAGAGGUUUUUCCCAAACGUUAUCCAAUGUGUAAUUGCUACAGGACAGUACAAAGGAGAUCAUGUUUUCAUCCACAGAAUCAAUUUAAGACCAUCUGGUUCUAUGAAUUAUCCUUUCCAAUUUGAAAGGAAACAGUUUCCCAUCAAGUUAAGCUUUACAAUGACAAUAAACAAAUCUCAGGGGCAAACUCUUAAUCAAGUGUCUAUACAUCUUCCACGCCCAUGUUUUUCUCAUGGUCAGCUAUAUGUUGCUUUGUCAAGGGCUAAAAAGGCAGCAGAUGUUGUUGUCUUUUAUGCUAAGCCUCCAGAUCAACACCCUCAAAACACUGUACAAAAUGUAGUGGCUUUUGAAGUGUUGAGUUAUAACUUAGAAGAUAUGGAGGAAUAUAUUCUGCACCUUCUGCUAGGACCUGAGCUAGAUAAAGAUUUGCUUAAUAGUUAA
Chenopodium quinoa (quinoa) is the source of this 1065-nucleotide messenger RNA. Its product is annotated as ATP-dependent DNA helicase PIF1-like. Gene Ontology annotation, molecular function: DNA helicase activity. The transcript has 3 exons. Gene Ontology annotation, biological process: DNA repair; telomere maintenance. Lineage: Eukaryota; Viridiplantae; Streptophyta; Magnoliopsida; Caryophyllales; Amaranthaceae. The record is from RefSeq and is a predicted model, not a curated record. Bases 1 to 1065 code for a protein of 354 amino acids.